AUCAAGACUGACCUAAUUUGAACCAACAUUUCCCCAACCCAGUGACAAGGUUGACUUUUUUUUAAUAUAUCAUCAGUUGCUUGUAGACCUGCUGAGGCAAUGCUUCCACAAUCAGUGGAGGCAGAACACUUUGACGGGCUAUCACUCCUCUACUGGACUAUAAUGGGGCCCCAUGGUAUCAGACGUGCUGUGGAGAGACUAGACUUCACAGAUUGUAAGAAAGGACUUGGUGUGAAGAUUAUUGGGGGCUACAGGGAACAGAGCGGUGAAGAGUUCGGCAUUUUCAUUAAAAGGGUUUUACCUGGUGGUGUGGCGGCACAUGAUGGGCAUCUUAAAGCAGGGGACCUCAUUUUAGAUGUCAACAACAUGAAUUUAGGGGGAGUUACAAAUGAAAGGGCAGUGGAGAUUCUUCGCAUGGCAUCAGCUACAAAUCACAUGUCUUUACUGAUCGUUCGCGAUGAGGCCUCUAGGAAGGAAUUCGCUGAACUAAUGGAAAAAUAUGGCUCGAGCAGUAACACUAUUUCAGGAUCAGACAGCACAUCUCCCACCUCUGUUUCCACAGGUAAGAUGACUGACACUGCCUCCUCCUCCUCAUCAUCCAGAUCAACAAGUCCUCUGCUUCUGAGCCCUAAAGACCCAAACCCAGGAUACACCACUGCCUGCAAUGCCUCCCCAUCUCCACAAGUCUGCACAGACUGCAUGAUUCAGUUGAUAUGUGUUGCCAAGGGGACAGGAUUAGGCCUGGUCAUUAGAGGCGGGGCUAACCGUGCAGAGGGGCCAAUGGUGUUCAUUCAGGAAAUAAUGCAAGGAAGCGACUGCCAAAAAGAUGGGAGACUUAAGGCUGGGGACCAGCUCAUAUCUAUCAACAAAGAGUCAUUCAUCGGAUUAACACAUGAAGAAGCCAAAAGCAUACUUACUCGAACAAAACUUAGGCCAGACCCUACUGUAGAGAUAGCAUUUAUCAGACGAAGGUCUUCUUCAAGCUCCAGCAGUGGACCUCACAGUCCCAUCUCCCUUCAGCCUCCCAUCGGUACUGUCCCCCAGCUUAGGCCCACUGGACUGGGGGGAGUAACUCUGCCUGGAGGCCUUGUUCCCAAGAUAUCCAACACCCCCAAAUCUGGAAGUGAAACAUUGCCUUCAGUAGAACUUACUAAGGUACGAAUAGCAACAGCACAGCCUGAGUUCACCCCUGUAUCCUCACCUGAAAGUACCUGCUCCACGGUGGCCAACUCUGAUGUAACCGCUACCUGUAAGCCCAUCAACACAUCCAGACCCUCAAAACCUCCCCCCUCCAACCCCAGCUCCCAGAUCAAGCCAGAGAAAAUUGAGCAGACACUGGAGAUGCUGGGAUUGAAGCCUACUGAGAUCCAGGUCCAGACUCUGAGAGAAAGACUGCGUUUGAGCCCAGCAGGGACAGUGUCCAGUGGAGAUUUUGAGAGAGUUGCAAAGGAACAACUGAGUCUACCGUCUAAGUCUAACUUAGAACAGGAAGCAGCAAGAUUCACAUCAGAUGAUCUCACUGACUCUUCAUUAGACCCUACGCCAUCAAUAUCAGACUCUGAUGAUUUGGAUGAGAUGGAGAGACUAAGAAAAGACCACAUUGACGCCUUGAGAGAAAUCAAGAGACUACAGGAUAAGCUGGCAGAAUCCGAGAGCCUUAAUCAUAAGAUGCAGCAGGAACUGACAAAAGUUAAACAGGAAGCAAAAUCUGCCAUGGAAGAGAGCCGAUCCAUGUGGACCCGGAUCCAUCUGGCAGAGGCAGCUCAAAAACAGGUCCGGGGGAUGGAGAUGGACUAUGAAGAGGUUAUCCACCUCCUGGAGGCUGAAAUUGCUGAAAUGAAGUCGCAGAAAGCUGAGCAGCCUGGCCAGGGCAAGGAGGCGCUAGAAGACCUGAAAAAGAGGAUCGCUUUGCUUGAAUGUCAGCUUCGGAAGAGUGAAACUGCAAAUAAGGGUUUUGAGAUCUCUACGGGUAAACUUCUACAGUUUGUGGAGGCUGUCCAAGGCUUCCUGUCUGAGAACCAAAGUGGUCCAAGAGACUAUAGCUCUCCCAGUGAUCCAAAGCUGGCCACACUGUCUCAGACAUUGGCUUCUCGAGGUGGCAAGAAACCACCCUGGACAGCAUCUGCUCUCGCCUUGGAAGCUAAAGAACUAACUCAUGCUGUUAGAGCCAUUCUAGAGCUGGACUAGAAAGUGAUGUGCAUGAGCAUGCUUUCUAUUUCUCCAUGCAAACAUCACAACAUCUCUUUAAAUGCCAUUGUUGUCCCCAUAUCAAUGCAAAUGUGAACGUUGAUGUUGUCUGGCCCUUGACCUACUGUGUCACACAAACGUUCAUAUAAUUGUACCAGCAAUUUGACUAGAACUACAGUAUGCUGGAUGAGAUGGUGUUAAUUUUUGCAAGGAGAUUAAACAUGUUAUAAAUGUAAUAAUUUUGUCAUCAUAAUCUCAAAAUCAGUUGUAUCAUGGAUUUGUGUCAUUAAUCUGUAUUAUUCAUGGAGUCAGUCCUGUUUUUGCUUCUUUGUCUGUAUUGUAAACAAGGUGACUUUUAAUAAACAAUCUGACAU
Molecule: messenger RNA, 2561 nt
Organism: Xyrauchen texanus (razorback sucker)
Lineage: Eukaryota; Metazoa; Chordata; Actinopteri; Cypriniformes; Catostomidae
Product: syntaxin-binding protein 4-like
Exons: 20
Coding region: 100-2187 (695 amino acids)
Biological process (GO): regulation of insulin secretion involved in cellular response to glucose stimulus; insulin receptor signaling pathway
Cellular component (GO): cytoplasmic vesicle
Molecular function (GO): syntaxin binding
Source: RefSeq, a predicted model, not a curated record